UGUAAAAAGCAAAAUGGUGGCUCAGAAAAAACAGUGGGAUGGUUUUUCUUCAGGAAUUACAUCUUGGUGUUCUUUUCAGAAAUGGAAAUAUAAGAAACAGUGUAACGUUCUUUUAGAAAAAGACGAUUGAGAGUAUCAACUCCCGUCUUGCUCUUGUUAUGAAAUCGGGGAAGUACGUACUGGGUUACAAGCAGACCCUGAAAACUUUAAGGCAAGGCAAAGCCAAGUUGGUAAUAAUUGCCAACAACACCCCACCAUUGAGGAAAAGUGAAAUUGAAUAUUAUGCAAUGCUGGCCAAAACAGGUGUUCACCAUUACUCUGGUAAUAACAUUGAGCUAGGAACUGCUUGUGGAAAAUAUUUUAGAGUCUGUGCUUUAAGUAUCACAGAUCCAGGUGACUCGGAUAUUAUUAGGAGUAUGCCAACAGAGCAACAAUAAAAAAGAAAGAAAAUUAGUGUACAUUUGCUGUUACAAAUAAAGUUUGAUAUUGUCUAAAA
This is a messenger RNA of Limulus polyphemus (Atlantic horseshoe crab), 496 nucleotides long. Its product is annotated as 60S ribosomal protein L30. Bases 159 to 437 code for a protein of 92 amino acids. NCBI's taxonomy places the organism in Eukaryota, Metazoa, Arthropoda, Merostomata, Xiphosura, Limulidae. The record is from RefSeq and is a predicted model, not a curated record. The transcript is spliced from 5 exons. Gene Ontology annotation, molecular function: structural constituent of ribosome; RNA binding. Gene Ontology annotation, cellular component: cytosolic large ribosomal subunit.